AUGGGGAGAAUUAAGAAGGUGGCAAGCCAGAAGCAUGAGGCUACCGUUUCUCCUUACUUGAAAUGGUUCAUCGCUCGCGCGACAACGUGUCCCAUUGCAGAGCUUCCUGCGCACUUGAAAAACUUCCCGCGGCUAUGGCCAUUUCCACGUGGUGACCUCUAUCAUUGGAUCAAUGCGCUCGAUCGAUUUGAUGAAAUACUCGCUUCGGUGAUCGACAAAUACCUUUUGAACAUUGGUCCGCAAACUUUGCCUUUUGGGCGAAGUGUUUUGGAAGAUUCAUAUGGAACCGAAUCGCCCAAUCCUUCCAAGGAAGACGUCAACGAGAAGCUGACUUCCUUGCACCAAUAUGGACCUGAUGGAGACCGACAGCUAGUGGAGGCUAUUCUGGACUUCUCACGUCUUCUGCUUGAGAAAUGUGGUAAUCGAAGCCUCUACAGCAGCAGUGAAAGGCUGGGCGAUUUGCUCAACACGACUUCUCUUUCCCUGCUCCAAUCGACACUGCGCUUGUCACUUUGCCUGGCUCAACGAUAUCACUCCCGCCAGCGCGGAACGCAUCAGCAGAGUCUGUUGGCGACCCAUUACAACAUCGACUUGGAAAAGUUGCAAAAGAUUGCCGCGCCGUUCACCCGCCCAUCUGCUGUGAGUAGGACGCCAUUUGCGGUAUCGCCUGCCGUUUCUGGCAAGGGAGUUGAAAGCACCGUCCAGACCAAGCUAAAUGCGAAUGAUUUUGCCUCGUUGGUUCGGGAUGAGGAUGGCUGGGAAGAAUGGGGACACGUGCGUGUUCUUUACUAUCCCUCAGGAAGUUCCGAGCGGACUCGAACAUCCUCUGAUUUUGGGCAAUCUGACCCAGCUCCUCAUGCGCCUACCACACCGACACCACUUCGACGUAGCGCAACACACCCGACUCCCCGUCUGAGCCGUGGAUCCAAUGUUGAAGAUUCACCAGCAGUUCCGACUCCUGGUACUGCUGCAAAGCCCGAAGAAUCGUCCCGCACCGGUCAAGUGCUGGAGCUUCCGCUUUCUCAGCUGUCCACAAGUAAGAUUGAGGACAUCCUGGCGGUCAAUCUUCCCCACUUGCCCUUGGAAUCCAAAUACGAGCUUUUGCACAAAGUCCGUGUGGCGCAAGCUUUGCCCAGGUCGCGUGAAGCGCGUGAGCAGAUCCUCGCGAUUCGGAUACUAGCCGUGACGAAUCUCGCCUAUGUCCAGACGGAAUCUACAUUUCCACAAAAAGUCCUUCAGUAUGACAUGGAGCAACCCAAACGUCUGCAACUGACCUACCAACUAGCCGAGAUUGUUCACCUCGGCGCCAGUGGCGACCUUGUGGUCUCGAGAACGACACAGGCCCUGGCUUUGCAAGCCCUGGAUGCGCUCACGAAACACAAGACUCGCGCAAACGACGUGUGCGCUGCUCUCAGUGUCAAUGUCAACCAUGGCGUGCUCAUGUUUUUGACUCGUAAGUUUGUCAAUGAGCUGGCAGCCGAAGAUGAUCAUACCAAUGAUUCGGCCCAUGACGAGUGGCGAGAUGCACUACUUGCCCUGCUGCGAACGUUGCCAAGCUCAAGUUCUCGAACCCCAGAAACGCUUGUAGCUGCUGGUUUGAUUCCCAUGUUCGUGGACAUUCUUAACCUUCGAACAGAGAAGGCUCGCCGAGUCUACUCGCGAGUUAUGGAGUUCCUCGAUACGUUUGUCCACGCUGUGCGAGAUGCUUUGGGUACACUGACAACGGCAAAGGGCUUUGACGCUAUCUCUGACCUGAUUGACUAUGAGACCAAGACUGCAUUCGAGAACGUCUUUAGUGGUGAGGGGUUUCCUAGCCUCUUCAAGAACCCAUCCAUUGAUUACCAUAUCCCCUACUUUCAACAGCAGACUUUACGAUGGAUGUUCCGCUUUGUCAAUCACAUCAUGCAGCACAACGGCGGAGGUUUCGAUCGCGUGUUGCGCAAUCUCAUCGAUUCUCCCCAGCUGCUCACUUCCCUGCGGUUGGUCUUUGAGAACGCUCGUAUUUUUGGCUCGCACGUCUGGAGCAAUGCUGUCAAUAUUUUGAGUAGCUUCAUCCACAACGAGCCAACAAGCUAUGCAGUCAUCGCCGAGGCUGGUCUCAGUCGAAGCCUCCUCAGCGCUGUCAUGGGUCGAGAGCUUCAGGCUAAGGAAAAGCCGCCAGUGGUGGAGCCUCAGCCUGAACCCGCACAGGAAGGAGAAACUUCCGAGCAGGCGCCCUCUCAUCCGCCUUCUACCCCUGUCGAAGAGAAGAAGAAGGGCCGUGAGUACGUUCUCGCUAGGGCGAAGGAUAGUCCUCUUGCCCCAGGAAUCAUUGCAGCGGCCGACGCUCUCGCUUGCAUUCCUUCCGCUUUUGGUGCAAUCUGUUUGAACGCCUCAGGACUGGAUCUCUUUCAAUCCUCCGAUGCCCUGGAGAGUUUCUUUGAGAUUUUUGAGAGCCCGGAGCAUGUCAAAUGCUUAAAGGAUGAUCCCAACCUGGUUCGUUCGUUGGGUACUACUUUCGAUGAGCUUGUUCGCCAUCAUCCCGAGCUCAAGACCUCGAUUAUGACUGCCGUGCUCGUCAUGGUCGCGCGCGUUAAUCUGCUUGCUAAGGUGAAAGCCUGGGAACUGGGCCUGGGCGCAAAGCUUUGGCAAGAGGACGUGAACGGCCAAGUGUUUCUCUCUGGCGACGUAUCUUCCCUUUCUCGCGAGAUCGGCGCUCCUGGGGAUGCAUCUGUUGAAGAUGGGCAAGCGAUUGGCGUGCCUCAGCUGAAUGCCCAGUCUCUUCCCAACGGAGGAAGUCUUGUUCUUGGGGAUGUGAAGGCUCUCUUGCCAUCGCCCGAGUCGAACGGUGAGCCCAAAGAUAAAGACGAACACGGUCUCACCGUCACGGACUAUCUGUUCCCUGCAAUCCGUUUCCUUGGUGCAUUCUUUGAGAACCAGCCUAAUUGCUCAGCCUUCGUCCUUGCCGGAGGUGCUGAAUUCAUUCUGGACUACGCUACUUUGCAAAGCUUAUCCUUUGAUUUCCAUAAUACCGAUGCCAAUCAAGAGCUUACUGUUCUCGUGCACAUGCUUGCUGAAACGAAGCCGCACCUUAUCAUCCCGUCGCUACUGCAUCGCGCUCAAUCAGUGAUCAACAAUUUGGACGCUUUCUGGACUGCUCCCAAGGAAUCUGGCUUCUUUACACCUCUUAUCAAGCCCACCGAUUCUAAGGCGCCGGCGCCCGAGCCCACUCCCGCUGUCAACAACGGCACGUUCUAUGUCAAGCAUCUGAAUGCGAUCCUGAUUCUCACGGAUUUGCUUCGUGAAAUUUACGCUAUGCCUCUGUACCAGACGCGAUCGGCCACCCAGUCGUACCCCUUCAGCCAGGUGGUCCUCGCCGACAUGUAUGCUGCGCUUGUCACAUCACUCGGAAAUCUUCACGCUGCGUGUGUCUGGGAAGAAAUCAUGCUCGAGAAGAAUGUUCCUGAGAAGUGGCUGCAAGCUAUCAAGAACACUUCCGAAAAACCUGGUUCAGUACCCGGAUCCGCUGCUGGGGCGGCAACGACCUCGGAGCCUCGAGCCAGUGUCGCCACUCAGGAAGCUGGCCCGGCGGCGGCUGAAGCUUUGCAGACUGCAUCUGCCGAAGAGCCCGAGAGUGAAGAGAGCAAGGUCGCAACGCAACGGAGCGCAGCUUUCAAGAACGUCCAGACCUUACGCUACCUUCUGAGCUCGUUGCCCACCUCCAUCACUGGCUUCUUCCAUAAUCUCGGACUUGGGCUCAUUACACGCAAGCGCAUGGACUCUCACCCUACGGCAAAGCAGAAUGCCAAUAUGGUCGCCGAUGCUAUCGCUGAUGCCGUCCUUCGUCAGCUCCAGUUCGGCCCCGCCAAUUCUUGCGAUAGUUCUCGGCAUCGAUUUGCCUACCUUAUUGUCAUUCUUUCCUCUUUCUCUCAUCUUCUAUACGAGGUGACCACCGACCGUCCUGCCAACAACUAUCUCACCCUGGUGCUCCUCGCCUUCAAGCGUAACAAUGGAUUGAAAGUUCUGAAAGAGAUUUGCGACGUUUUCAUGCGCGAGGUCAAGGCUUUGCAGCCGAUUCAGAAGCAGGUCGAAAAGCCCGAUAAAGAUACAUCUGACCGGCUCACCUCUGCUUACGGCGGCAUUAAAAUCAUUUUGGCACUGUUCUCUGAGCUUGCUUCAGGCAAGAGCAUGAUGGACUCUAACCAGACGCAAGCACUUUCCAGUAGCCACGACCGUGACCGUGAUCGCUCUGAGCAUUUUCAGGCUGGUCAGUUCAUUGUCGAUCUGCGCAUGGAAAUCCUUCCCAUGGUCCGAGAAAUGUGGAAUUCGGAGUUUGCAACGCAGUCUUCCAGCCAGAUCGUCAAGUGCUUGAUUGAUAUCCUGCGGUCUUCGCUGAACGAAGAGCAUGAAGUGGGAGCUGCCCAUAGAUCUGAUAAGGCACCCGCCGUGUCGGAAGUUCUUAAGAAACCAUUUGUUAUCAACAAAGAAAGACUCGCCAUUUUGGCCGGCAAGGGCUUCGAAGACACCGAGUUGAUCCAUGAGGCGCUGUAUCGCUGCAACAACAACGCAAAUUAUGCCGAGGAGUACUGCAAUGCACGCAACUUCCUUCGUCCACCUCCCAGGGCUCCUCCUGGAGCUGAUGACGUUCAGACUGGGUCGCCCGAAGUAGCCUCCGGUGGCGAUGCCAAUGAGGAUGGUGGCCACGGUGAAGCGUCUCCCCUCAAUCGCGGCAUCUUGGAGCAAGGAGGGCUUGCCAUGCUUCUGGCCCAGGCGGGACGCGGGAUACACGACACUCCAGCCGAAGGAGAAUCCGGCGCCAUGCGUGAUGGCUUAGCUCGCGCGAUUUCCAAUGUCUUGAACGAUGAAGCGGGCAUGCUUCGUGGCGAAGAUGGGCCUCUCUUCUUGACUGAGCGUGAGCGCGAGCGUCAGCGUCAACGCCGUCGUCCUCAAGCAAGCGCCGAGUCUGCGGAUCAAACGCCUCCGAUGACUGGUCAGCCUCAGCGGGAACCCCAGCAGGACGAAUCAAUCGAAAGACGUCAGCUCAUUACUGUCGAGGACCUGGAUGAGGAAAGGGAAAAGGUUCGGUCCAACUUAAUCGAGCGGUCCCUCGAUGUCCUGAACGAUCAUCAUGAUGUGUCCUUCGAGCUCGCCGACUUGAUCGGCGCUGCGCUCAAGAAUCAGGCAGAGCUCGACAGCUCCCGACGAGAUGUUGGUGAAACGCUAGUGCAGUCUCUCGUAUCUCUUCAAAUGGAGAACUUCCAGACCGCUGGUAAGAAGGUGGCCGCUUAUGCACACAUUCUUGCGCUGGUUCUUCAGGAUCCCAAAAUGUACGCCGCCACAGUGCCGGAGCUGAAGGAUUGCUUCACUACAUUCCUUGGUUUCAUCAAGCUGCCCCCAGCAGAGAAAUCCGCACCCGAAUCCUUCCCUUGGAUUGGCCACGUUCUGCUCAUUCUUGAGAAGUUGUUGUCCGAUGAUUGUCAGCCCCCGCAUAUCCUUUGGCAACCCCCCAGCAUGGAUGAUCCUUAUCGGAACACAAGUGGACCAGCACAUCUUGCGGAGCCGCUUGUAUCACUUGACCAGCGGACGCAGCUCUUCGAGGCUAUCGUUGAGAUUCUCCCCCGCAUCGGCAAGGACGACAGUCUUGCACUAUCCGUGUGCCGAAUUCUGGUCAUCUUGACUCGCCAUCGCAGUAUCGCCGUUCGCUUCGCCCCCAAGCGAAACUUGCAGCGUCUGUUCCUUAUGAUCAAGCAAUUGGCCAAUGCGACCAACGAAAAGCUACAGAGUGCGUUCAUGUUAAUCCUGAGGCACAUUGUCGAGGAUGAAGCUACAAUUCGACACAUCAUGACCACGGAGAUUGUCGGCAAUUUCGAAAGCAAACCCUCUCGUCAGAUUGACGCCGCAGGCUACGUCCGGCAGAUGUCCCACCUCGUGAUCAGAAACCCGGAAAUUUUUGUCGAGGUGUCCAACGAGAAGCUGCGUCUAGCUCGAUACGACCCCACCCAUCGUACACAUGCCCUUGCUCUUAAAGAGGAUCGUAACGCUCGCCAGAGUCAAGAUGCACAAACAGCCAAUACCGAGCCAUCUACUGGCGAGACUGCGACUGAGACUGAGGAUAAGGAAAAGGAGAAGGACAAGGACAAGGUGACGGAAAUGAAGCCUCCCGUCGUUGAGCAUCCUGAUGGUGUCAUUCAUUAUCUACUUUCUGAGCUGCUCUCAUACAAGGAUGUGGAUGAUAAGGAGCUACCGGCUGUCGAGCCUUCCGAAACCCCCGCCCGGGAACAAGCAGAGCCCCAAGCAGAUGUCGAGAUGUCCAUGGACGAGCCCACACCAUCAGUAACUAGUAGUGCUGAUGCUCCUACUGCACGCCCCAUAAAGAAAGGGGAGAAACCAUCCUUUGAUGCGGAACAUCACCCUAUCUACAUAUAUCGAUGCUUCCUUCUUCAGUGUCUUACAGAGUUGCUGGGCUCCUACACUCGCGCGAAAGUCGAAUUUAUCAAUUUUUCACGCAAGGCUGAUCCAUUGGCAAGCACGCCUUCCAAGCCUCGGUCAGGUAUCUUGAACUAUAUGCUCAAUGCUCUGGUUCCUCUCGGUACCAUGGAGCAUGAUGAAUCGCUCGCUUUUAAGAAACGCAGUAUCACAUCCACGUGGACCAUGCAGGCCCUUGUGGCACUCUGCACGAAGACAUACGAAACGCCUGGCUCAAGACGCCGCAAUGAGCCAAAACCGAAUGAGGAUGACGAGCCAGAAGUCGCUUUUGUUCGUCGAUUUGUCCUCGAACAUGCAUUGCGGUCUUUCAAGGAAGCGAAUGCCUCGACAGAGCCACUUGACUCAAAGUACGCGAAGUUGAUGUCGCUGGCUGACCUCUUUGAUAAAAUGCUCAGCGGCUACUCUUUCUCACAGGACGCCGGCUUCCCGAACUCGGCCAGGCAGAUUGCCAAAGCCAUGUUCGAAAAACACUUCAUUCCUGCCUUGACCGCUUCGGUCGCUGAAAUCGACUUGAACUUCCCCUCUUCUAAGCGAGUCAUCAAGUAUAUCCUCCGCCCGAUCAAUAAGCUGACACAAACCGCCGUCAUGCUCAGUGACAAUGGAGAAAUUACCGCGUCCACGUCUGGCGAGGAGGAUGACGAAAUCUCAUCUGCCACCUCUGUCUCUGAUAUGGAGGACGAACGGGAAGAAACUCCCGAUCUUUUCCGUCAUUCCACACUCGGAAUGCUCGAACCUCGUCAUGAGGAAGAGACCUCCUCGGAAGAGUCCGAGCGGGAGGAUGAUGAGAUGUACGAGGACGAGUAUGACGAGUAUGACGAUGAGAUGGACUAUGAUGAAGAAGGUCCCGAGGAUGACGGUGAAGUAGUCAGCGAUGAGGACGACGAAGUGGACGGUGUCGGUCCAAUCGAAGGUCUCCCAGGUGACGCCGUCGAAGUUAUCAUUGACGAUGACGACGACGAGGAUGAUGAUGAGGAUGACGAAGACGACGAAGAUCUGGACGAUGACUCGGACAUGGAGGAAGAUGAUGAUGACAUCUACGCCGGUGAAAUCACAGGUGAUCGUGACAAUGAGAGUUUGCAUGAUGGCGAAGAGAAUGAGUGGGAGAGCGAGGAGAUCACCGACGAUGAAGAGGAGACCGAAAUGAUGAACCAGUUCGAGGAUGAACUGGCCGAUAUGCGUCAAGCCAAUCGUUCCGGCGAUGCGCAAAGCCGCAUUGACGAGAUCUUCCGCGCUCUCAAUCAAGCUACUGGUGAUGAUGACCUUCAUGAUCAUGGUCUUGGUGGCGAUCUUCAUGAUGAAAUCCUUGAUGAUAUGGAGGAGGAUGGCGAGGAAGACGAGAUGGACGAGCUGGAAGACGAAGCCGAUGACUAUGACGAGUAUGACAUAGAAGGAUCUGAAGGUGACAUGGAAGAGGAACACCAUGUUAUGGAUCCCUGGGGCUGGGAUGGUGAUGAACUCAUGCCAGCCCGCCAUCACCACCACCGUAUGCGUGGAGGCCCACCUUCCGCUUGGGCUCCAGUCACCGAGAUCAUGCCCAGUCGUCACGGGGGCCUUGUUCCCAUCACCCCAUUCCACCGUGUGCACCGGAAUCAAGUGGGCGGUCGUGGAAAUGACGAUGGCACGAACCCACUCCUCCUCCGAAACGAUCGUGGCACUGACAGCAGCGCCCAUCCUCGUGGACCAGGAGCUGAUAUGUUUGCCGACUGGGCCCAACUCGAAAGCGGAAGUGGUAGUCGUUUCGUUCAUGUGGACAGCCCAAUGAGCUUUAUGAAUGCUAUCAUGGCUGCCAUUGGCGGCGGCCCACAAACACCGGGUCUGGGGGUCAUCACCCGUCCUGAUGGUAUUCACGUCCAUGUCGAUCGUCGCUCAAUUCUUCCCAAUCGAUUGAACGAUCUCUUUGCCAAUGUUCAGCAGCAAACCUCGCAAUCUCGCCGCAACGACCCACACAACGCUGUCAAGUUCAACUUGUCCACUACGCGCCAUCGCUGGCAGGAAGAAGCGCGCAUUCUCUUCAGCGGAGCGUUCGCUGAAAAGUCUGUGCGGGUCGUCCCUUCCUUGCUCAAGGUCAUGGUCCCUCCCGCCAUGGAGGAAGAGAAAUUGCGCCGCAAGCACUUGGAGGAAGAGAGGAAGCGCAUUGAGCAAAAACGCGCAGAAAAGGAACGUCAGGAGCAGGCGGCGCGCGAAGAAGAGGAGCGUGAACGGAAGCGUAAGGAAGAAGAAGAAAAAGCGCGACUGCAGGCUGAAAGAGAUCAGCAAGAAGCAGAGCGUGAUACCACUGAGAACGCUGAGCCAAUGGAAGACAUUCAGCAGACUACUGCUACCGAAGCUGCUACUGCGCAACCCGAACCAGUUUCCACUGAGCCAGCUCGGCGUGUUCACACGACAAUUAACGGCCGUCAGCUUGACAUCACUGGCCUAGAAAUUGAUCCAGAGUAUCUCGAGGCACUACCCGAGGAUCUGAGGGAGGAAGUGAUCAUGCAGCAACUUGCCGAGCAGCGAUCCCAGGCUGCUGCUGCUGGCGAAGAUACAACUGAGAUCAACCAGGAGUUCCUUGAAGCCCUGCCAGCGGAGAUUCGCCAAGAGUUGUUGCAGCAAGAAGCCGCUGAUCGGCGCCGGCGAGAACGAGACACUGCUCGCCGACAAGCUGCUCCCAGCGCUGCCAUACCGCGCGCCGAGGAUAUGGAUGCUGCCAGUUUUCUAGCCACAUUGGAUCCAUCCUUGCGUCAGGCCGUCCUAGCUGAUCAACCCGAGGAUGUGCUUGCAAGCUUGGGUCCAGAAUACAUAUCCGAAGCCCGAGCUUUGGGUGGUCGUCGUAUUGCGCAGUUUGGUGACAUCACAGGAACCGGAGUGGACCACCGUCCCAGAGGGGAGGCAGCUGAGGACUCGGAGGCCAAGAAGAACCAGAGACGUCCAGUUGUUCAGAUGUUGGAGAAGGCGGGUGUCGCAACCCUCCUGCGGCUCAUGUUCAUGCCCCUCCAAGGCAAUGCACGUCACUUGCUCAACGACAUCCUUCAUAAUGUUUGCGAGAAUCGCCAGAACCGAAGCGAGGUGAUCAGCCUCAUUUUGACCAUCCUCCAAGAUGGCAGUGUCGACUCUUCUGCGAUCGAGCGAAGUUUCUCGCACCUUUCCCUUCGUGCCAAGGCUCCUAGUGCUCAAAAGACACCCCAGUCUGUGAAACGCAACACGGCUUUCCAGCCUACAUCCACCGUCAGCAGCGAGGUCACACCGAUCAUGGUGGUUCAGCAAUGUCUGUCCACGCUAUCUUUUCUCUCCCAGUUCAACCCCCACAUUCCGUGGUUCUUCCUGACCGAACACGACUCCGCCUCAUCCCUCAAGCCCAAGGGUCUUCGCAAAGGCAAGGCCAAGGAGAACAGAGCCAACAAAUUUGCACUCAAUGCCUUGCUCUCUUUGCUCGACCGUAAAUUGAUUAUGGACAGCCCCAAUUGUAUGGAGCAGUUGUCCAACCUGCUCGGCACCAUCACUCAGCCGCUCACAGUUCUUCUCCGCCGUGAAAAGGAAAAGCAAGAAGAUCAGGACAAGGGCAAGAAGCCCGAGGGUGCACCGACGGCAGUGGAGACCAAUGAUCAGCCGAGUGCUGAAUCUGGCACCGACACAACUAUGACCGAUGCUCCUCUGCCAACUGUUGAAAAUGCCGAGGAUCAGGGCACUACCACAGAUAUGGAUGCGGCCAAAGAUGAGAGUAAGACAGAGGGAGAGCAACCUGGCGACGAAAAGCGCAAGCGUCGUUCCAUCGAGCCUCCUGUUGUGCCUGACCAUAAUUUCCGCCUGGUCGUGCACAUUCUCGCGGCUCGUGAGUGCAAUGGCAAGACUUUCCGGGACACCCUCUCGACAAUCAACAACCUCUCCGUCAUCCCGGGAGCUCGCGAUGUGAUCGGCGAAGAGCUUGUUGCUCAGGCGCAGACCCUGAGUGAUACCAUCCUUGCUGAUCUUGGAGAGCUGCUCAGCCACAUCCAUCAAGCUAAGACGGGCACUGAUAUGCAAGGUCUCGCACUAGCCAAGUUUUCUCCAGCAAGCUCUGAUCAAGCGAAGUUGCUCCGUAUUCUUACUGCUCUCGACUACCUCUUUGAUCCUUCCCGUGCCGACAAAACCAAGGUGCCUGAGCCAGAAUCGGCACCCAAAGAAGACGUAUUGAAGAGACUCUAUGAGAGCGCUACUUUUGGCCCCUUGUGGACAAAACUGAGUGACUGUCUUACCGUCAUCCGGCAGAAGGAGAACAUGCUGAACGUGGCUACUAUUCUUCUGCCUCUGAUCGAAGCUUUGAUGGUUGUCUGCAAGAACACAACACUGAAGGAUCAACCUCUUUCUCGUGGAAGCCGCGAACUAUCUGUCAACAGCGCCGCGGCAGAUGCUGGGCUGAGUAUGGAGAACCUCUUCUUCAAGUUCACCGAGGAGCACCGCAAGAUACUCAAUGAGCUAGUCCGUCAGAAUCCUCGAUUGAUGAGCGGCACUUUCUCGCUGCUCGUGAAGAACCCGAAGGUGCUCGAGUUCGACAACAAGCGCAACUACUUCACCCGCCGUGUCCACGCUCGGGGCGCUGAGCCCCGUCACUCUCACGCACCUCUCCAAUUGUCCGUCCGCCGAGAUCAGGUGUUCCUCGACUCAUUCAAGUCCUUGUAUUUCAAGUCGGCGGAUGAACUUAAAUACGGCAAGCUUAAUGUUCGCUUCCACGGGGAAGAAGGUGUUGACGCAGGUGGUGUCACACGUGAGUGGUUCCAAGUGCUGGCUCGCGGCAUGUUCAACCCUAACUACGCUCUCUUCAUUCCCGUUGCUGCCGACCGCACGACCUUCCACCCCAACCGUCUGAGUGGCGUCAAUUCAGAACAUCUGAUGUUCUUCAAGUUCAUUGGACGUAUUAUUGGUAAGGCCUUGUACGAGGGCCGGGUUCUCGACUGCCAUUUCUCUCGUGCUGUCUACAAGUGCAUUCUCGGACGCACUGUCUCUAUCAAGGACAUGGAGACGCUGGAUCUGGACUACUACAAGUCUCUUCUCUGGAUGUUGGAGAAUGACAUCACCGACAUCAUCACUGAAAACUUUGCCAUCGAGACAGACGCCUUUGGUGAGAAGCAGGUCAUUGACUUGAUUCCCAACGGCCGAAACAUUCCUGUCACCCAGGAAAACAAGGAAGAGUAUAUCCAGAGGGUGGUUGAGUACAGACUCGUUGAGUCGGUUCGGGAGCAGCUGGACAACUUCCUGAAGGGCUUCCACGAGAUCAUCCCUCCUGAUUUGAUCUCCAUCUUCAACGAACAAGAGCUGGAGCUUCUCAUCUCCGGUCUUCCUGAGAUCGAUGUUGACGAGUGGAAGAACAACACUGAAUACCACAACUAUUCGGCCUCCUCGCCACAGAUCCAGUGGUUCUGGCGUGCUGUUCGCUCUUUUGAUAAGGAAGAGCGUGCUAAGUUGCUCCAAUUUGUCACUGGCACUUCCAAGGUUCCCUUGAACGGCUUCAAGGAGCUUGAGGGUAUGAAUGGUGUGAGCAAGUUCAACAUUCACCGUGACUAUGGCAACAAGGAUCGUCUUCCCAGUGCACACACGUGCUUCAACCAACUUGAUAUUCCUGAGUACGAAAGCUACGAAGAUCUUCGCCAGCGCCUCUACACCGCGAUGACAGCCGGCAGUGAGUAUUUCGGCUUCGCCUAA
Messenger RNA from Penicillium diatomitis, 12123 nucleotides. RefSeq names its product E3 ubiquitin-protein ligase TOM1 (gene tom1). The coding region runs from base 1 to 12123 and encodes 4040 amino acids. The record is from RefSeq and is a predicted model, not a curated record. NCBI's taxonomy places the organism in Eukaryota, Fungi, Ascomycota, Eurotiomycetes, Eurotiales, Aspergillaceae. The transcript has 5 exons. Gene Ontology annotation, molecular function: ubiquitin-protein transferase activity. Gene Ontology annotation, biological process: proteasome-mediated ubiquitin-dependent protein catabolic process; protein polyubiquitination; positive regulation of protein catabolic process.